This is a messenger RNA of Aureobasidium pullulans EXF-150, 2416 nucleotides long. Its product is annotated as putative acetyl-coenzyme A synthetase. The coding region runs from base 277 to 2289 and encodes 670 amino acids. Gene Ontology annotation, cellular component: cytosol. Gene Ontology annotation, molecular function: AMP binding; acetyl-CoA synthetase activity. The record is from RefSeq and is a predicted model, not a curated record. Lineage: Eukaryota; Fungi; Ascomycota; Dothideomycetes; Dothideales; Saccotheciaceae. The transcript has 4 exons.
CCUGUUCCUGCUCUCGUACGACUUUGACACUUCAAUCUGAACGUCCUGUGCAUCUCUGGCAGCUUCAGACAUUUUUGCGCACUACGAGUAAAGCCAGCGGCAGCUUACCACGGUUUUAAGGAAGACGCCAAUCCUAGAGCUCCCCAUUACCCGCUCGAGCCUCGGAAAACCGUUUCAACCUGAGUGGCAUAAGAAACCCUUUGUACUCGAUCAUUUGCGACCACACUUUCUUCCUUCUUUCCCCCACUAUUCUUCCUCGCGCCCAUUCUUCACACAAUGUCUGACGGCGACGUUAAACCACCAAAGCCCUCAGUUGUCCCUGAGGCACACGAGGUCGACACUUACCAUGUGCCAAAGGCUUUCUUCGACAAGCACCCCGACAGCAAGCCUCAUCUGGAUGGCUUGGACCACUACAGGGAGCUCUGGAAGGAGUCGAUUGAGAAGCCAGACCAGUUCUGGGGUCGUAUGGCUCGCGACCUGCUCACAUGGCAGAGAGACUUCCAAACUGUGCACAGCGGAUCGCUGGAGAACGGCGACAAUGCAUGGUUCGUUGAGGGUCAAUUGAACGCUUCUUACAACUGUGUGGACCGCCACGCUUUCAAGAACCCCGACAAGACAGCCAUCAUCUACGAGGCUGACGAGGUCAACGAGGGUCGCAAGAUCUCAUACGGAGAGCUCCUCAGAGAGGUCUGCAGACUGGCCUACACCCUGAAGCAGAUGGGUGUCAAGAAGGGUGACACGGUUGCUCUGUACAUGCCCAUGAUUCCCGAGGCUGUCAUUGCUUUCCUUGCUUGCUCUCGUAUUGGUGCCGUCCACUCAGUCGUCUUCGCCGGAUUCUCCUCCGACUCGCUGAAGGACCGCAUCAUCGACGCAGACUCCAAGGUCGUCAUUACCACCGAUGAGGGCAGACGCGGAGGCAAGCUCAUUGGCACCAAGAAGAUCGUCGACGACGCACUCAGCAAGUGUCCCGGCAUCAAGCACUGUUUGGUCUUCAAGCGUACUGGUGCUGAUGUGCCCAUGACCGAGGGCCGUGAUCUGUGGUGGCACGAGGAAGUCGAGAAGUACCCCAACUACAUCGCUCCCGAGCCCAUGAACUCUGAGGACCCUCUCUUCCUUCUCUACACAUCUGGCUCGACCGGCAAGCCCAAGGGUGUCAUGCACACCACUGGUGGUUACCUGUUGGGUGCCGCUGCCACCGGAAAGUACGUCUUCGAUAUCCACGACGACGACACUUUCUUCUGCGGUGGUGAUGUCGGUUGGAUCACUGGUCACACAUACGUCGUUUACGCUCCUCUAUUGCUCGGCGUUGCAACAGUCGUUUUUGAGGGCACUCCCGCAUACCCCGACUUCAGCAGAUACUGGGAUGUUGUUGCUCAACACAAGGUCACGCAAUUCUACGUCGCGCCUACUGCUCUGAGACUCCUGAAACGUGCUGGUGACCACUUCGUCAAGCACGAGAUGGAGCACUUGAGAGUUCUUGGUAGUGUCGGCGAGCCAAUCGCUGCAGAGGUCUGGAAGUGGUACUUUGAGAUUGUCGGAAAGGAGGAGGCUCACAUUGUCGACACAUACUGGCAAACAGAGACCGGUUCGCACGUCAUCACUCCUCUCGGCGGUGUUACCCCUACCAAGCCCGGCAGUGCUUCCCUUCCCUUCUUCGGUAUCGAGCCCGCAAUCAUCGACCCCGUCUCCGGCGAGGAGCUCCACGGCAACGACGUCGAGGGUGUUUUGGCCUUCAAGCAGGCAUGGCCCAGCAUGGCCCGUACCGUCUGGGGUGCACACAAGAGGUACAUGGACACAUACCUGAACGUUUACAAGGGAUACUACUUCACUGGAGACGGUGCCGCUCGUGACCACGAGGGUUACUACUGGAUCCGUGGCCGUGUCGACGACGUUGUCAACGUCUCCGGUCACCGUCUUUCCACCGCUGAGAUCGAGGCUGCUUUGAUUGAGCACAACGCUGUCGCUGAGGCUGCUGUUGUCGGUGUCGCAGACGAGCUCACUGGUCAGGCAGUCGCCGCCUUUGUUGCCAUCAAGGACGGCAAUGAGACAAACGACGCUCUUCGCAAGGACUUGGUUAUGCAAGUAAGGAAGAGCAUUGGUCCUUUCGCUGCACCUAAGGCAAUUCACGUUGUUCCCGAUCUUCCCAAGACCCGUUCUGGUAAGAUCAUGCGUCGUAUUUUGCGCAAGAUCUUGGCUGGUGAGGAGGAUCAGCUUGGCGACAUCACUACUCUCUCGGAUCCUUCAGUCGUCGACAAGAUCAUCGAGGUUGUACACGCCAGCAAGAAGUGAUUACUUUGCACGAUUUGACACGCAAUUUUGCUUCCAUUUCCUUCGGAUACCACUCACGUUUUUUCUAUCUCGAACAGCUUUGUUCGUGGACCCAUCUUGUUAUGGAGCGUCUGAAAAUGCUCACAGG